AUGCUAAAUAAUAUUUUAGGCUUUCUUGCACUGCGAUUAUGUGAAAGUAACGUAUGCUUAAAUGGCGGAACGUGUAAAGUAAAUGAUGAAAAUCGUAGUUUCCAAUGUUUUUGUCCGGCUGGUUAUGAUGGAUUGUUAUGCGAGAAGGAGAAAGUUUGCUCAUUACAAUGUCACAAUAAUGGAAUAUGCAUUUUUACUGAUAACGGAAAACCAAAAUGUAAUUGCUUAGAAGAAUUUUCGGGGGAAUUAUGUGAAAUCGGUUCAAUUGACUGUCAAGUUCAAGGUUGUUCAAUUGGUGAAAGAUGUACAGUUACUGAAGGUGGAAAAUGGCGGUGUAUGUCUAAUCCAUGCAUGCCAAAUCCAUGCAAACAUAAUGCAACAUGUACACCGAACAAAGAUACAGGAUUUAAGUGUCGUUGCACGAAUGGAUUUGAAGGUGCAUUGUGUGCGGAUGACAUUGAUGAAUGUAUGAAUACACCAUGCAAAAAUGAUGCUAUCUGUAUGAAUAGCCUUGGAUCAUUUAUUUGUCUCUGUAAGGAUGGCUUCCGAGGUAGUUUAUGCGAAGAGAAUACAUUAUGUGAUCCUAAUCCAUGCUUCAAUAAUGGAAUUUGUAGUAUUAUCGAUGGCUUCUAUUAUUGCAAUUGUCAACCUGGCUUUACCUCUGAUCGAUGCCAGGAACAAAUUAAGGAAGAAUGCAAUUGCAAGAGUGAUAAGCAAAUUUGUAUUAAUGGAAUAUGCAAAUGUCCUGAUGGCUUUAUGGGUAAAGAUUGUGAUCAACCGUUAUCAUGGUCGUGUGUAAGGAAUGAAGGAUGUGAGAAUGGCGGUACUUGCCUUGAAACUACUGGUAAUUGCAUAUGUCCACCUGGUUUCACAGGUAUACGCUGUGAACAUGCACUUGAAUGCACUGUUGAUGGCAAUCCGUGCAUACAUGGUAGCUGUAUAUGGUCUACAAAAGGAACUAUCUGUAAUUGUAAAAAUGGUUUUGAGGGGAAAAAUUGCGAGAGAAAUAUUUCAGAAAUGCUCAAUCCAUGUCUGUUUCGAAGUUGUAAUACAGGUCAAUGUAUGAAUAAAAACGGUUCAGCAGUUUGUAUUUGUCCGGAAGAGAAUUCAGGCGAAUUCUGUGAAAAUACGGAUAUUUGUAGAACAAAACCAUGCAUGAACGGUGGCAAAUGUCUUAUUGAUUUUACGAAUACGUCUAAUUUUAAGUGUAUUUGUGAUGAACACUUUAGCGGUACAUUUUGUGAAUUAAAAGUACACGAGACGGAAUGUGUGCCAGAAUGUACCGCGGAUGAAAUCUGCGAGCAAAGAAAUGGCAUUUUUACCUGCAUUAAACUCCAAAAUACUCUUCAACAAGACAUUACUUCAUCGACUGAAAUAACAUGUGAUGAUUGUGUGCAUUCAUUUCGAUGUAUUGAAAAUGAUAAAAAUGCGGUAUGCGUUUGUGAUGUCUCUUGGACUGGUUCAAAAUGUGAUCAGCAAAUUGAGGAAUGUCAAAGUUUACCGUGUACACAGCAUCAGAUAUGUCGAAAUGAUCCUACAAAUACUGGAACAAUAACUGCUUGUGGAUGUGCGCCAGGUCUAACUGGAAUAAAUUGUACCAUAAAUACAGCUGUAACAUUUCAUAAUACUUCAUUCUUUCUCUACCAAUCAUCAAAUAAUUUUCUUGGGUCACCGCAAUCUGAUUAUACAUUAAAAGUUACAUUUCGAACAACCGUGGAUGAUGCGAAUAUUUUAUCAGCAGAAGAUAUUUUAAGUCAAAUACAGUUCGCUUUAAAUAUACGAAACGGUUAUUUAUAUGGUAAUUUCACUGAUUUUGUUUAUCGAAAAUUACUGCCAUUUGCCGUAAAUGAUGAUCAUUGGUAUACUGUAUUGUUCAAUAAUACUAAUAAGAUUGUCAUGUUAGAAAUACGCGAAGGAGAUUUCGUUUUAUCGCGUGUGAAAAUAAAGGAGGAAAAAAAUAUGGGCAUUUAUUGGACACGAAUAGGUAAAGGUCGAGGAGAUGGUUUCAGAGGUUGCAUUCGUGACCUAUUUAUCAAUGGCGAAUUCAUUGAUAUGCUCAAAUCAGCGAAUGUAUUUGGCGUGAUUGAUGGAUGUCAACGUUCCAAAUUAUGUUCACCUAAUCCAUGCCAAAAUAAUGGCAUUUGUAUUGAUCGAUGGGAUGAAUUUCGUUGUGAAUGUAAGAAACCAUUCUUAUCACCAUAUUGUAUACAACAAACCGAUGAAGUAACGUUUGGAUAUGAUAAUUUGAAAUCACGAUUGGAAUUAGAUGGAAAUGAAAAUUUGGAAGAUAUUAAAUUAAAAACGAAUAUUGAUUUCUUGAUAAGGACUAAUAAACCAAAUGGAACAUUAUUGUAUCUUGGUGAAAAGGAUAAUGACGAUAUUGGAACUUUCAUUGUGCUCGAAAUUUUCAAUGGUUUUUUAAAUAUACGAACACGUUUGGGUGGCAAAAAAAUAUUUGUAAGAAGUAUAUCAGAUAAAAUCGAUGACAAUAAAGUGCAUUUGAUAAAUUUAAUCAGGGAUCGGAAUAAUUUUACUAUUACAAUAGAUGAUAUAGCAGAAACAAAAUUCGACGUUGAAAAUCGGUUUGAUCAUCCGUUACUAGCAGAUACAUUAAUUUUGGGUAGCAAUGAAUAUUUACCUGUCGAUGCAUUUUCAACUAACGACUACUUCAAAGGGACGCUGCAAGAUUUACGCAUUAACAAUCAUUUGGUCCCCCUUAAAACACUCUCCACCGAUAUUGAAAUACAACAAUUUGGUAAUCCGAUCAAAGCGGAUAAUAUUUUGCAGGGAACAGUAUCGGAUGAUAUUUGCGCCCUUUUAAAGCCAUGCGUGAAUGGACAAUGCUCAAAUACAUUUAAUGAUUUUGAAUGUAUAUGUGAGUAUUCAUGGAUUGGAAAACGUUGCAAUGAACGUGAUCAUUGUGCGCUUUCGUCGUGUAGCGUAAAUACAACGUGUACUAAUUACAACGGUGGUUAUGUUUGCAGUUCACCAGCGACCUUUGUGCCAACAUCGUUUGCGAAAUAUAAAUUGGAAAAUGGUGAUGCUAUGAAGAAUGAUAUUUCGAAAUCAUUGAAGAUUAAUUUUGCGCUACGAACUCGUUCAUUAUCAGGUCAAAUUAUUUACUUGAAAACUUCAACUUCUUAUCUGUCCGUUUCACUGAAUGAUGGCUUGCUUAUUUAUGAUACACUGAUAAAUGGUGAUAUGAAAAAGCAAAUUUUUAUAAACAUGAAAGUAAAUGAUGGUGUACAGCAUAGUAUCGAUAUGAACCACAGUGGUUUAUAUAUCGAUGGUAAGCUCAGUGCUAAGAAUUCAUCGUUUAUCCUACCGAUCAAUGCAUUUGAUUUCACUGAUAAUUUUAUUUUAAUAAUUGGACAACGAAAUGCUGAAAUUCCAUCAUUCGAUUUGUAUCAAUCUGAUAACAGUUAG
This is a messenger RNA of Acanthocheilonema viteae, 3426 nucleotides long. Lineage: Eukaryota; Metazoa; Nematoda; Chromadorea; Rhabditida; Onchocercidae. The record is from the annotation of a GenBank genome assembly.